Molecule: messenger RNA, 642 nt
Organism: Chilo suppressalis (striped riceborer)
Lineage: Eukaryota; Metazoa; Arthropoda; Insecta; Lepidoptera; Crambidae
Source: the annotation of a GenBank genome assembly
AUGGCCAAAGCAUCUGUUGUGUUGAGCUUCCAUGAGAUUUUAUUACACCAGUCAGACUUAGAACUUUUGGAUGGGCCAUAUUGGCUGAAUGACACAAUUAUAUCAUUUUAUUUUGAAUAUCUUGAAAGAGUCAUGUUUAGUAAUGCAAAUGAACUAUUAUUUAUUUCUCCUGAAGUAACACAAUGCAUAAAAAUGGUGGAAACUGAAGAAAUAAAAACCUUUUUGGAACCCCUUGAUAUUAACAGAAAGAAAUUUGUGUUCUUUGCUUUGAAUGAUAAUGAUUCUCCCGAUACUGCUGGUGGCUCCCAUUGGAGUCUCCUCGUAUAUUCAAAGCCGGAAGGUUGUUUCUAUCACUUGGACUCAUCAUCAGGAAGUAACCAUAAUGUAGCUUGGGAAUUUGCCAGUCAUUUAAUUUCAUAUUUCUCGAAAGGAGGUUCUGUUAAUUUUGUGGAUAAAGAAUGUCUCCAACAGAGUAACGGAUAUGAUUGUGGCAUUCAUGUGAUUUGUAACACAGAAAGAUUAGCAGACUGGGCACACAAACAUGGACAAAUAGAGAUGUGUGAUAUGCUAGUUAAAAUCAAUCCAAGUGUGAAGAGAAAAGAAUUAAUGAAUAUUAUACACAACUUAUCUAAUUCACCAUGA